Lactuca saligna is the source of this 2264-nucleotide messenger RNA. Lineage: Eukaryota; Viridiplantae; Streptophyta; Magnoliopsida; Asterales; Asteraceae. The record is from the annotation of a GenBank genome assembly.
GCCCAAUUCCCCUACCGGCCGGGCCGGUGUUCAGAAAUUCAUAAUAUAAAAAAUUUAAUUUUACAGGAUUAGGAUUUAAUAUUGCAGAAGAAGGGAUCUUCGGUGAGAUCGAUAACAACACCGAGCAAUCGUGACGACGAGUAAUCACUUGUGUGGAGUCAUUCAUGACUGCAUUGAUUCAAUCGACGCAUUGAACAGCUUUAAUCUUCAAGGUACACUCUCGUUAAAUGUGUUUUGUUUUUAUCUCUUUUAUGUUUUUAGUGAAAUUUGGGAGAUGAGGUUAUGUUAGAGCCUAGAGGAGAGAUUAAUUAAUGGAGAGCUGAAUCUGCGUCAAGGAAUUUGCAAAAGGAUUUGUAUGAUAAUCGUCUGUUAAAACCUGUUUCCAUCUUUCAUGUGUUGCAUUCGAUUUGGUUCGACUGAUGGUUCCUCGUUGUACAUCUUCGAUUAGUUUUGUUUUGUAAAUAAUCGCCAUUACGGAACUCAUUUGAACAUUUGGAAAGCACGACGGACCCCUCAUCUUCUGUCUUUCAGCUCCAGGAAGUAGCACGCGUUUUCGAGGCUCGAUUUGAGGCCUGAUAGGUUUUGGUUUCUAGAUUUUGAGCUACUUAUCUUUCGAUCUCCUAUUUGGAUUCGAAGCUGGUUGAAGUUUUGACUGACCAGAAACGAAAGAGCCGGAGCAAAAUCUGUAGAGGAUAAAAGGGGGAAAAGUGUGGAUCAGUUCAAAAAGUCUUCUCGUAACAGUGUUAUUCUCGUGAAGACUGAAGAGACACUCCUCUUUUCGUUUCUUUUUCUCUCUAGGCAUAUUGAUGUGAAGCAAAAGAUUCAACAUGGGAAAAACAUGAGUAAAGCAAGAGAGAAUUGGGAAAGGGGAAAUUUCUACUUGAGCUACCAGAUGAUUUCCCUUUCUCUUCCACUUUAAAUUCCCUCAACAAAUAAUGGCUGAUGAUCUAUGCUUCUUCAUUAAGGAUAUGCUUAUCGUUAGGCCUCCAGUAAAGAACUCCUUGGUGUUAAGAAUAAGUUUGUUAGCUUUUGUCAUGGUAUGUGGGGUUUUCAUGUGUUCAAUUGGUCUAAAGCAAAUUAGCAACUUCACAAAGGCUGGUUUCAUUGACAUUAAAGUGGUUGACAAACCUUGCGAAGUGCCAAAUGUUGAAAAAUGGGAGAGGCCUUAUGUCCAUUUCCCCAAUCCCACUACUUUUAAUCGGGCUGAAUGUGCAUGCAAUCCUGUUCGAUACUUUGUUAUCUCAUCAACACAAAGAUCCGGGAGUGGAUGGUUUGAGACAUUAUUAAAUAGUCAUAUGAAUGUAAGCUCAAAUGGUGAGAUUUUCUCAGUUAAACCAAGGAGGACAAAUAUGUCAACAAUUGUGGACACUUUGGACAAAAUUUACAAUCUUGAUUGGUUGACAAGUGCUUCCAAGAAUGAAUGCACAGCUGCAGUGGGCUUGAAGUGGAUGCUUAAUCAGGGCUUAAUGCAAAAUCAUGAAGCGAUAGUGGAAUAUUUUAAAGCUAAAGGAGUUUCAAUGAUAUUUCUUUUUAGAAGAAAUCUUCUUCGUAGAAGAAUCUCAAUACUUGCAAAUGCUUAUGACCAAAGUGCUAAACCUCUAAAUGGGAAACACAAAUCCCACGUACAUUCACACGAUGAGGCUAAAAUUCUAGCAAGUUACAAGCCCACAAUAAAUACAACACUGCUAAUCCCCGAGCUUAAACAAGCCGACAACAUGGUUAAACAAGCUUUGGAAUACUUCAAUUCCACUCGCCACAUCAUCCUUUACUACGAAGACAUUAUCAAGAACCACACUGUAUUGGAGGAUGUGCAACGUUUUUUGAGGAUACCGCAAAUGGAGCUAAAGAGUAGGCAGGUGAAGAUACAUAAAGGUCCAUUACGUGAACAGGUGGAAAAUUGGGAUGAUAUUAAAAAGGUAUUAAAUGGAACACUUUAUGAGAGCUUUCUUCAUGAGGAUUAUAAAGUUAGUUAAAAUGGUUUGUAAUUGUGUAUAUUUUGUCUUAACUAACUCAUUCUUUAUUUAUAUCCCUUUGUUUGUCAUUCGAAAAAAACCAAUAGGGUGUCUUCCCUGUUGAAAUUUUGCUCUAGGUUUUCAUUUUUCAUAUGCCUUAAUAUCAUCUCAAUCUAAUUCAACCUUUUCUUUUUUAAGAUGUUGUAGACUAUUAUUACUCUUGUAAUAGAAAACUUAGUUCCCAUUUUGUGUCGUGUAAGUUUGUUUUAUAGUAUAAAACUAGACAAACUUCUUAGAACUCUGUUUGAUGAC